This is a messenger RNA of Hibiscus syriacus, 543 nucleotides long. RefSeq names its product auxin-induced protein 6B-like. The record is from RefSeq and is a predicted model, not a curated record. Gene Ontology annotation, biological process: response to auxin. The coding region runs from base 1 to 543 and encodes 180 amino acids. The transcript has 2 exons. Lineage: Eukaryota; Viridiplantae; Streptophyta; Magnoliopsida; Malvales; Malvaceae.
AUGACGGGUAGCCAACCUGUGCCAGAAGUUCUAAAAUCUAAAAAUAUCUUUCUUCCAUCUAGUUCUACUUGUAAAACUAUGGGUUUUCGGUUGCCGAGAAUUAUUAAUGCUAAGGCUAGUCUAAAACGGAGUCUUUCAUCUUCGGAGCCCACGGUAUCGGUGCUGAAAGGCCACUUUUUUGUUUAUGUUGGAGAAGCUGAAAAGAAGAGAUUUGUUGUGCCGAUUUCAUUCCUCAACCAUCCUUCCUUCCAAAAUUUGUUGAGUCAAGCCGAAGAAGAGUACGGAUUUGAUCAUCCUAUGGGCGCUUUGACGAUCCCUUGCACCGAAGAAGCUUUCGUUGAUCUCAUUGGAUUUUGCAUGGCAGAAAACCACAAGAGAUUUGCGACACCAGUAUCAUACUUGAACAACCCUUCAUUUCAAGAGUUACUGAGUCUAUCCAAAGAAGCAUUCGGAUACGGUCAUCCGACCGGCCAUCUGAGAAUUCCAUACGGUGAAGACAUUUUUGUUGAUCCUACUUCUAGCUUGAACGGGAUUGACAUUUGA